Messenger RNA from Westerdykella ornata, 1255 nucleotides. RefSeq lists its product as uncharacterized. Lineage: Eukaryota; Fungi; Ascomycota; Dothideomycetes; Pleosporales; Sporormiaceae. The record is from RefSeq and is a predicted model, not a curated record. The coding region runs from base 86 to 1252 and encodes 388 amino acids. The transcript has a single exon.
UCCACUCCUCUGCUGCUAAUUCACUCGUUUUAUUUUGGCAUUCCUUCCUUGACGUUCGUUUGUUUCGCUCUUUAGACGACAUCCAAUGAGUAUCUCCAUUCGCUGCAUUCCCCCAACGAGCUGUUUGCCGCCAGUGCGAUCAAUCCGUGGAGCUACCGAUGAGCAGAUCAGGAACGCUUUAUGCAAUCUUCGACAGCUAUACUGUCCGCUCCGCCGCUUAUCCGUCUCGCUUCAUAGUAGGAAGGAUGCCAAAGCCGUGAUAUCGCAGGUUCUACAACCGACGGACUCGGGCUAUGCUUCGCAAGAUGAUGAUGAAGACGACGAGACAUCCGAGGUAGAAGACACCAAUGCGACCCUGCGCGCUGACACAUUCGAGCGUGACUUUGCUGUGCGAUGGCUGACCGCACUCAUCGCACGCGCCGAAGAACUCUCUUUCGACCCGGAUCUCGUAGACGAGGCCGCCUUCAUCCUCGCUUCAUUCAGUGACAUCGAAGACGAAGGCCCCGACCAGGCACUAACCCGUGAUUUCUGUUUCCCGUCACUUUUUCACUCUUCCGCAUCCACAAAGAUCGAAGUCCGCCUCAAUGAUGCGCCGCUGUCGACCACUGAUCACACAGACGUCGGACUUCAAAGCUGGGGCGCAUCAAUCAUACUUUCUGACAUGAUGUGCGCAUCUCCAGGUCGCUUCGGCCUUGAGAAACUGGACCCUGGAUGUACGAUCGUGGAACUGGGUGCUGGGACAGGACUCGUUAGCCUCACUCUCGCUAAAAUGCUACAACAAUCGUACAUCACCGACGCAACGUUGGUGGCUACAGAUUAUCAUCCCGCCGUUCUCCAAAACCUUGACCGCAAUAUCCGGACGAACUUUCCUUCGAAUGAUACGGCGCCUGUCAAGGCUAUGAUGCUCGAUUGGUCGGCUCCGGUUCUGGCUCCUCCACUGGACAAACCUGCCAGCAUGGUGGUGGCAGCGGAUGUCAUAUACGCUCCUGAACAUGCCACAUGGUUGAGAGAUUGUGCUGGUCUCCUAUUGGGUGGAGACUGUCACUUUUGGUUGAUCGUCACCGUGCGCACGGUAGGGAAAUUUGAGGGGAUCGCAGAUACUGUUGAGACUGCAUUCUCCGCAGCGGACUGUCCGAAGAAGAAUGGGAAGACUCUACAAAUUCUAGAAAAGGAGGUGUUAGAGAAGAGAAAGGGCAUUGGCCGCGGAGAUGAAACGGCGUACAAUCUCUAUAAAAUUGGCUGGAGGGAGUGACUG